AUGUCUCUGAACAAUCCGAUUCACCCUCCCUUUCAGUCUUCCAGUCCAACAGACAUUCCACGGACCAUAUCCAGCUCCCAGCGGGACGGUCCGCAUAUCCACGGAGAAGCAACCGAGCUCGUCCCGUCACCACACGGGGACCCGCCAGCAGCUGAAGCGCAAGAUGGAACCUCACAACAGCCAGCCUUCCAGCCAUUUUUUACGUUAAUCGAAGACAUACCUGCGGGCGAAUACCACCACCCAACUGUGCACUAUAUCUUCUCCGACGACGACACCGAUAUCAUCACCGAAGCAGCUCUCCGCAGCCUGGAAGCACAGCAGGAUGCUCUGCCCGCUAACAAGAAGCAUGUCUACAUCGGACAGCAUGAUGAGACAGAAGGACGAGAGCCAUCCACGCUCCUUCCACCUCCGAUCCCGGGUGUGCAAGAGAAAUACGUGGUAUUAGACGUUGAACCAGUCCCUGCGUCUGAGCACAUCACCCCCGCAGCAGUGCCAGCAACCAUUAACUUCGGCGCCGGAAUCACCAAUACCAUGUCCACAUCCCCAGCAACACAACCGUCCCCCACAGGAUCAUCAUCCCAUCCACAUUUCCGCGUAGCAUCGGCAAAAAGUUUCUCACCAGACUGGCAAGUCAUGAGGAGCGAGAUGGUUCCAGCGCCGACAUUUGAGAAUAACGACGGUGACGGGACGGGACAUGGGCUUAUGCUGAAGAUUCACGGGACGGCCGGGUUACCGUUUGCUGCUGAGUCUGGGAAGGAGCGUGGAACGCCGCGGUUGGAGGAUAUGAUGAAUCAAUUUGCGAAGCGCAUGGCGGAGUUGCAGACCGUUAUUGAUUCAGCAGAUGUGGAAGAGGAUGUGGAGACUGAAGAGCCUCAUAGUGGUGACGGAGAGCCCAGGGCUGGAGCGGACCAGGAACAGGAACAGGCACAGGAGCUGCCGCGUGAGCAGAAGAUGAGUGCGGAUGAACAGGCGCAAGAUGGCAAAGUGUCCGAACAGGAGCCGGCCUUGGAUGAAGUGGAAGGGUAG
Molecule: messenger RNA, 1026 nt
Organism: Penicillium pulvis
Lineage: Eukaryota; Fungi; Ascomycota; Eurotiomycetes; Eurotiales; Aspergillaceae
Exons: 1
Coding region: 1-1026 (341 amino acids)
Source: RefSeq, a predicted model, not a curated record